Penicillium odoratum is the source of this 1839-nucleotide messenger RNA. RefSeq lists its product as uncharacterized. Lineage: Eukaryota; Fungi; Ascomycota; Eurotiomycetes; Eurotiales; Aspergillaceae. Gene Ontology annotation, biological process: DNA-templated transcription; regulation of DNA-templated transcription. The record is from RefSeq and is a predicted model, not a curated record. The transcript is spliced from 3 exons. Gene Ontology annotation, molecular function: DNA-binding transcription factor activity, RNA polymerase II-specific; DNA binding; zinc ion binding. The coding region runs from base 1 to 1839 and encodes 612 amino acids.
AUGGAUAUCGAUAAAAAUAAAACUCCACCGCCGCAGAAUGGCAGGGCGACGCGAUCCUCGUUAGCGUGUUUGCCAUGCCGCUCGCGUCACCUCAAAUGCGACGCCAAAAGACCGCGUUGUACGCGCUGCGCCGAGUUCUCGAGGGAAUGUCAGUAUGCCCGAUCGCGUCGGGGUGGGCUGGACCGCGCAGCCCUGACUGAGCGCCGCAAGAGAUUAGCAGCCGUUGAAGAUUCCGGGGUAAACAGCCCGAGUCCACAACGAUCUGCGUCCCAGGUUCGUCAGGAUUUCAGUAGUGGAAUCGUUGACAUGGAUCUCUCGAACAGCUAUAUACUACUCGAUGCGAGUAGCGCUGGAAAUCGAUCAUCCAAUACCGGAUCUCCAGCAGCUCCGCUGCAGUUCAACAGCAUUGAAAAUGAUCUUUUGAUUGAUUUCUACUACAAGCACUUUCACAAAUUUCAUCCAUUUAUCUUACCCCGGAAAUACCUAACAAGUGCAUAUCAAAAUCCGACUCGACAAAACUCCUUGAACUCACUCAUUGCCGUUAUGCGUCUUGUGGGAAAUAUUUAUAAGUCGCGCGAGUGGUCGACUCCAUUGAAAGCUCUCGUAGAAAAUGGCUUUUUGCAAUUACUACCAACCGAUCCAGUCUUGGUUCAAUGCCGGCUCCUAUACUCUAUGGCGCUGUUCUGGUAUGAUUUCAAGGAUGAAUUCAAAUGGCAAAUGGAUACAGCGGUUCAUCUCGCCCGCGAACAGGGAAUGUUCCGACAAGAAUUUGCUGCAAGGAAUGGAGGGGAUGAUCUGGUGUUGCAGGAAAGCUGGAGGCGAACAUGGUGGAUGCUUUAUACCGUGGAGGCUUACUAUGCGGGAACUUUGGGGACCAUGAAUUUUGAAGUUGCCAAAGUCGACGCCACGGUUGAGCUUCCUUGUGAAGAGUCCGAAUAUGAACGUGGGAAUAUUCCCACUCCAAAAACUCUGCACGACUUUGACUGCCGCGAGUUCGCUCUCGAUGAUCCCGUUUUCUCAUCCUUCGCGUACCUCAUUGGUGCUGUACGAUGUGCGGCAUUCGCCAUAUCCACGGUGCCGAAAAAUGCCGUCAAAGAAGAUUCGCCACAGGUGAUCCAGACUGCAGAUUCGAUUCUGGAUGGCUGGGUACGUUUAUUACCCAAGGGUCGUAAGGAGGUUAUGAGUAAAAGCGGAGAGAUUGACGAGCUGAUGUUUCAAGCACACCUGCUUAUUCAUGUCGCGAGUAUCGGUUUGCACCGACCCUUCUCAGAUCUCAAAUUCAACCCUGUGGAAGAGAUGUCAAGCUGUGCUAGGGAGCCCCCUCAAGAUACUCCCACACCGGAUCUGGUGAACGUACAUACCGUCCGCGUGUUGCGUUCUGUUGAGGGACAAAUCCGCCUCCUGGCAUUACCGACCGGACACUUCCAUCAUACCCCAUUUACCACCUGCAUGAUCAGUGAAGGGACACUUGCCCUUCUUUCUGCUUGUCACUUCCUUUUAAAGGGCAAGGAAUUGACGAUCGCACGAGAACAAAUCCGGAUGACUAUUGGCUGCCUCAAAGUGCUUGGUGAAUUCUGGCCCCGGACUGCGAGGAAUGUACGAGAAAUCCAGACUAUUGCCCACCAUGUACUCGGGCUUGCAUCUAAAGUGAGCCCGGUCGGCAUGACUCAGUCGUGUGGAGUGCUGGACAUUUCCAGUGGCCAAGAACAGGACACUUUGGAUUCGGAAACAGGGACAUCUAGUGAUGAUUUCAAUAUUCCUUCCUUGGGUUCUAUAGAGGAUCUAUGUGGGUGGUAUACUAUUGGAGAUCUAGAUCCCAAUAUUGCCUGGGAAAGCUAA